AAAAAGAUGAAAACAUCAAGUUGACAAAUCCAAACGAUCUUAUCUAUGUUUAUCCUUUGGCCGGUAUAAUUUAUGUGAUACGAGUGCUUUUCGAACGAUAUGUUGCUAAACCGAUUGGUCGAUUGCUUGGUAUUCAAGAUCGAGUUGGAAGAAAUACAACAAAAGAUAUGAAAACUACAGCAACAACAGUAUCAAAUCGUUUUAAACCAAUAAAUAUAAAUCAAACAUACCAACAAGAACAAGUAGUCAGUAAUGAUAGUGGCUCAUCGGUAUCAACAGUUCGCUAUUCACGUAUUACUCGACUAGCUAAAUUUAGUGAAUCCUGCUGGCGUUUUACUUUUUAUCUAAGUGCAUUCAUUUACGGUGUUGUCAUACUUCUAAAUAAAUCAUGGACAUGGGAUACACGUCAUUGUUGGUUGAAUUAUCCUAAUCAACCUCUGACAGCAGACAUCUUUUGGUACUACAUGAUCGAACUUGCUUUCUAUUGGUCACUUUUAUUUUCUCAAUUUAUCGAUGUUAAACGAAAGGUAUAA
Molecule: messenger RNA, 533 nt
Organism: Rotaria sordida
Lineage: Eukaryota; Metazoa; Rotifera; Eurotatoria; Philodinida; Philodinidae
Source: the annotation of a GenBank genome assembly